UCAUCGCACAAAUAAUUUAGAGUAUACAUUGUUAAAUCAAGAAAUAUUGAAAGCACUAUGUCUGCCUUUUCGACUUGCAAUUUCAUGCGUCAUCCAAUCUUGAUGCAAUCUAGAACUAAUUUGAAAACACCAAAUGAGAGUCUAGCCAGUGUUCGUUGCACUAAAGUUGUUCGGAAUGUGAACUUGGAGAAGUUGCGCCACAAUUAUUUGUUUCCCGAGAUAGAAGCAAGGGAACUUGAACAUACGAAAAAGCACCCUGAUGCAGACAUCAUAAGGCUUGGUAUUGGUGAUACCACACAGCCAAUUCCAGAUAUUAUAACUUCACAUAUGGCUGAGUAUGCACGAGCUCUUUCAACACGCAAAGGAUACAAGGGUUAUGGCGCAGAACAAGGGAACAAGGCUUUACGGAAAGCAAUUGCAGAAUCAAUUUACACAGAUUUAGGUGUAAAAGAUACAGAAGUUUUUGUAUCAGAUGGAUCACAGUGCGACAUAUCUCGCCUUCAGCUACUUUUGGGAUCAAGUGUUUCAGUUGCUGUGCAGGAUCCAAAUUUCCCGGCUUAUAUGGAUUCAAGUGUCAUAAUCGGACAGGCAGGAGAAUUCCUAGAUGAAACACUUAAAUACAAAAAUAUCGUGUACAUGACAUGCGGACCCCAAAAUAACUUCUUCCCUGAUUUGUCAACCACACCAAGAACCGACAUUAUCUUUUUUUGUUCUCCUAAUAAUCCAACGGGCCAUGCAGCCUCUCGUGAACAGUUGACACAACUUGUGGAAUUUGCUAGGAAGAAUGGAUCGAUUAUUGUUUAUGAUUCCGCAUAUGGUGUCUAUAUAACAGAUGAGAGCCCAAGGUCAAUCUAUGAAAUUCCUGGUGCAAGAGAGUGUGCUAUUGAAAUUUCGUCCUUCUCGAAGAUUGCUGGCUUCACGGGUGUUCGUCUUGGCUGGACCGUGGUACCUGAUGAGCUAUAUUACUCUAACAAGGUUCCUGUUAUAAAUGACUUUGACCGCAUAGUUUGCACUUGCUUUAAUGGUGCUUCUAGCAUAGCUCAAGCUGGUGGGCUAGCAUGUCUCUCCCCAGAUGGCUUCAAGGAAGUGAUGUCUGUGGUCGAUUACUACAAGGAAAAUGCAAAAAUCUUGGUGGACACAUUUACUUCACUAGGUUUUGUAGUAUACGGUGGUGUAAACGCACCAUAUGUAUGGGUACAUUUUCCAGGCUCAAGAUCAUGGGAAAUGUUCUCUGAGAUUUUGGAAAAAACCCAUAUAAUUACGGUUCCAGGAAGUGGCUUUGGACCCGGGGGUGAAGGGUAUAUAAGGGUGACCGCUUUUGGGAAAAGAGAAGAUAUAUUGGAAGCUUCUGCAAGGCUGAGAAGCGUAUUCAUGUGAGGAUGACACAGGGUCACAGAUGAUCGUGUAUUGAUUAUUGAAGAAGACCAACAGGAGGAUACUGUGAUUGAAUGAUUGUGAUCGAAUACAAAGUGUACCAAAUAUUUAUUCUGUAAUAAGUGGACUGUUAGAUGUUGUUAACCAGAUCAGCUGUAUUCAGAACGCAUACUACUUUGUGCAAUUAUAUAUGAAUAACAUGA
Molecule: messenger RNA, 1577 nt
Organism: Erigeron canadensis
Lineage: Eukaryota; Viridiplantae; Streptophyta; Magnoliopsida; Asterales; Asteraceae
Product: aminotransferase ALD1, chloroplastic
Exons: 10
Coding region: 58-1377 (439 amino acids)
Biological process (GO): L-pipecolic acid biosynthetic process; systemic acquired resistance, salicylic acid mediated signaling pathway
Cellular component (GO): chloroplast
Molecular function (GO): L-lysine:pyruvate alpha-transaminase activity; pyridoxal phosphate binding
Source: RefSeq, a predicted model, not a curated record